AGUACAUCAAUGCACGUGUAGCAUUUGUCAACCUUGAAAAGACUACAAAACAACUAGCUGAUAUCUUAUGUGUCACAACGAAUCGUUCCAGGGAUGCCAGUAACAAGACUACUAUACCCUCUCUACCAGCUGGGUAACCCUCAGCUGAGGAUCUUCAGACCCAACUGGUUCCUGACACUGGUGAGGCCGGGAAAAGAGCAGCCUCCUGACACUGCCCAGUUUCGCAUCCCAAUGGAAAUGACCAAGUAUGACGUAAAAAACUACCUGGAGAAGAUCUAUAACGUCCCUGUUGGAGCAGUCCGUACCAGGAUACAAUUUGGCUCCAACAAGAAGAGGAAUCACCUAAACCAGAAGGUUAAGCAGCCUGACUAUAAAGUAGCCUACGUUCAGCUGGCCCAGGGCCAGACGUUCACCUUCCCUGACAUCUUCCCGACAAAAGAGCAGACGGUGGUGGAGGGCUCCAUGGAGGAGAUGCAGGAGAAGUUCAUGGAGGACGAGAAGCAGAGGCAGAAACUCGACCCCAGGAGAGGAGGGGUCACUGAGUGGUUCGGACUCUGAGACAGCCCACUGACCGGGAACUCUGGGCCCGUAUGUGAGCGUGGGUGUUUCGUUGGGAGCAACAUGCAUUGAUUUACAACGCGACUGUUGUGACGUCACUUCUAUUUCUGUAAGAAAACACUCACAAGUGUGUAGUGAAGAAGAAUGAGGAUGUGUGUGUGAGACUGGAUGCAUGUGUUUGGUGAGUGCGUGUGUGUGCGUGUGCGUGCGUGUGCGUGCGUGCGUGUGCGUGCGUGUGUGUGUGUGUGUGUGUGUGUGUGUGUGUGUGUGUGUGUGUGUGUGUGUGUGUGUGUGUGUGUGUGUGUGUGUGUGUGUGUGUGUGAGAGAGAGAGAGAGCUUGUGCGAGGCUUUAGUCCAGUAACCCGAGCCAGAACAGAAUCACAAGAGGAGGAGAGUGGCCCAGCUCCAUCUUUCAUGAAACCAGCCCACUGUACAUAAUCUCCAUCACCUCAGAUGACCUCCUCUCCUUCCUCCUCCCACUCAUCCCGUCCCACCCCCUUCUCCUUUCACUCCUCCUCUUUGGCACUUCUGCCUCUGCACCUCCUCUUUCGUUGUCUCUCCUCUGUCCUCAGGAGUGUCCUUUCCUACCCGUCCUCUGCUGUCCCUCUUUCUCCUUGUCCCUCUCCCACACUCCUCUUCCUCUGCUGCGCUGGGGAGUGGUAUAUUGUGGUAUCCCUAGUAGCCCUGACUCUUAGCCAGUUGGAUCAGACUACCUGGACAACCCACAUACUUUGCUCUUUUAUGAGUUUGCCUUGGAUUAAUUGACCACUUUAGGUAAACAACAAUUGAGAUGUUGUUUCAGCAAAAGCAACGAUAUGGAAUUUGCUGGACUAUUUUAUUAUUUUGUGGUAGCACCUCCUGCCAUAACUCAUGAGAGAAGAUUGUACCCAAUGUUUGUGUGUGUGUGUGUGUGUGUGUGUGUGUGUGUGUUUGCCUAGCACGGGGGACUUGCCAGUGAAUAUGUCUAAUUGUAAGUGCUGUUGGAAUAAGAACUAAUAA
Messenger RNA from Chelmon rostratus (copperband butterflyfish), 1557 nucleotides. RefSeq names its product mitochondrial ribosomal protein L23 (gene mrpl23). Bases 94 to 558 code for a protein of 154 amino acids. NCBI's taxonomy places the organism in Eukaryota, Metazoa, Chordata, Actinopteri, Chaetodontiformes, Chaetodontidae. Gene Ontology annotation, biological process: mitochondrial translation. Gene Ontology annotation, molecular function: structural constituent of ribosome. Gene Ontology annotation, cellular component: ribosome; mitochondrial large ribosomal subunit. The transcript is spliced from 5 exons. The record is from RefSeq and is a predicted model, not a curated record.